This is a messenger RNA of Nilaparvata lugens (brown planthopper), 2501 nucleotides long. RefSeq names its product DNA repair protein XRCC1 (gene XRCC1). The coding region runs from base 159 to 2225 and encodes 688 amino acids. The transcript is spliced from 12 exons. The record is from RefSeq and is a predicted model, not a curated record. Gene Ontology annotation, biological process: double-strand break repair via nonhomologous end joining; base-excision repair; single strand break repair. Gene Ontology annotation, molecular function: damaged DNA binding. Gene Ontology annotation, cellular component: nucleus. Lineage: Eukaryota; Metazoa; Arthropoda; Insecta; Hemiptera; Delphacidae.
UCAAACAGCAUAUAACCUCAAAAAAGUAUUUGCUCCCGCCAAGCGCCAACCAGAAUCUAUUCAUAUUCAACAAAAAUCAACUACACUUUUUGCAAUUUUUCAAUUCAAUGUCAAUGUCAUCGUCAAGUUGAACAAUAAUUAGUAAUUGGAUUUAUAAAAUGCCUAGACUGCAAAUUGACAGCGUGAUAAAUGUGUCAAGCGAGGAUCCCGCUUAUCCUGCCAAAAACCUAUUAUCCUCUGCUAUUGGUAACGAUGUCAAGAAGUGGAUAACUCAGAGAAAUGGUGAGAAACAAGCUCAUAUAGUAUUUAAGCUUAAGGAGAAAGCACAGAUCACAAAUAUAACCAUUGGAAAUCAAAAUUCAUCGUUUAUUGAGGUUUUGGUUGGAGAUGACAACAUAACCGAGAAAGAAUAUCAGGUGUUGCUCCCUGCAACUGAGAUUCUGACCUUACGUGAAGCCAGAGGUGGGGCCAACAAGACUGGCGUACAUUUUUUCAUCAAAGAUGAUUUGAACAAAGAGGCAGUAGAGAAGAAAUGGAGUCGAGUGAAGGUUGUCUGCUCACAGCCCUAUGAUCCACAUUGUCGGUAUGGCUUGACUUGUUUUGUCCUCAAAUCAAUUGGUGAGAGUGAUGAAACCGAGAAAUCUCCCAAACGUGGUGAUACAUCUGAUCCAGUCGAGGACAAAAGCGCUCUAUCAGAUGAUACGAAAGAUGAUAUAAAUUCUUGGAAACAAGACAUGCUGAAGCGUCUAGAUGCAAGCACAUCACAACCUUCUACCUCAACUCUGCCAUUCAACAGAAUCAGACUGAACAAGCAGCCAACUGCUGACAACUCGAAAAACGACCGUCAAAAAAGUCCAAGAAAACCUUCGACAGAUGAAGCAGAAACAAAACAGAAAGACAAAGUAACACCUAGGAAACAGUCGUCAGAUGAGAAAGGAGCUAAACGAAAAGAGACAACAACACAGCAACGUAAUCGGGAUCCUCCAGCGGAACCAGUACGGCCCACAGUUGAUUUCAACAAAAUUUUACAUGAUGUGAGAUUCUCGCUGAGUGGAUAUGAAAACCCACUGCGAAGCGAGAUCAGGAAUAAGGGAUUGGAAAUGGGUGCCAAGUAUUCUAACGACUGGGAUACGAGGUGUACUCAUCUUAUAUGCGCGUUCAUAAAUACACCAAAGUUCAAUAAAGUGAAAGGUCAUGGGAAAAUUGUUACACGGGACUGGAUUGAACAGUGUCAUUCUAAAAGAAGGAGAUUGCCUUGGAGGAAAUUUGCUCUCGAUAACAGAGAUCGACAACAACCGAUAAGCGAAGAAGACGAGGAAGAAGAUGAUAAAGAUAAGAAGAAACAAACCAAAGGUGACAGAAGAAAGAGGCUGCCUUCAGAAAGUUCGUCGGAUACUGAAGAUGAAAUUCAAAGAGUUGAAGCAAGAAAGCAAAGACUGGCAGCUAAGAAUGGUGUGACGAAUGGCGCCGGCCCCGGUGUCGCUCCGAGAAGGAAGCAGACGGCUACAAAAACACGUGAUCAGUUGUACGAUGCCGACACUGACGUCAGCGAGGAUGAAGAAGAUGAGUUCGGUGGCGAUAAUUCAGACGCCGACCCCGAUUUCAAGCUGGGAAGCCAAGAAGAGCGCAGCGAAAAAGAUGAGAGCAUGAUUGUAGUUGAUGAUGAUGAUGAUGAUGAUGAUGAUGAUGAUGAUGAUGAUGAUGAUGAGGAUGAUGUGGGAGACUCAGAAACUCAACUGGACACAGACAGUGAGAACGACGAGCCAAAGAAGAAGAAGAAGAAAAAGCGAGUGCGACAAGUGCGAGUGCGAGUGAGAAACCAAGUGAACGUGAAGAGAGAACCUAAGAAAGGCAAUGCACAUGAUUUGUCUCUGGUGUCGCGAGUUGCUGAUGUUCUUGUUUCUAGCGAUGAAGACACAAAUCGUCCGGACACAAUAAACCUAGAUCUGCCUGCUCUGCCUGAUAUAUCUCCUCAUACCUAUUACAUAGCUGACGAUGAAAAAGGAGUUUCCAGAGAGUAUCUUGUAAGAUACAUCACUGCAUUUGAUGGAACGAUUCUCGAGCAACUCAGUAAUCGGGUUGAUUAUGCAAUAACGGACAGCAAAACAAUAGCUGAAAAGAUAAUUGAGAAUCAUCCGACUGUAGUGACAGUGAAAUCAGAAUGGAUCUGGGACAGUUAUGAAGCGGACAAGCUACUCCCCACAGAAAACUACCACUUAUCAUGAAAACAUUCCAUCUCCCGCCAUCAUUCAUCGACUAGAAUAUUAAAUUGUAAUUACCAUCUUUUGCAUAUUUACCGACUCUUGCUUGACAUUAGUUCAGAUAAGUUCAAGGAAUAUUCAUGUAAUGAAUUAUUUUGUAACUGUUACCACCAAUAUAAACUUCAAUAGGACUUGUUGCAAACUGUAUUAAUUGUCAUUGGAUGGAACGUUUUUAGCAUUUAACAUUUUUAUAACACUGUUAUUCACUAUGAAAUAAAUAAAACCUCUUGUAAACAGUUU